Nerophis lumbriciformis (worm pipefish) is the source of this 4482-nucleotide messenger RNA. The record is from RefSeq and is a predicted model, not a curated record. Lineage: Eukaryota; Metazoa; Chordata; Actinopteri; Syngnathiformes; Syngnathidae.
AUGGCGAGAGACAGGGAGUGCAUCCUCUGCGAGACAGUCCACGCCUCCAAGCAGGAGAUGGACGAGCACAUGAGAAGCAUGCUACACCACCGUGAGCUGGAGAAACUCAAAGGGCGGGACUGCGGCCACGACUGCCGGGUGUGCAAGGUUUCAUUGGUGAGCCUGACCGACUAUGCAGGCCACAUCUCCAGCCCUGCACACAAGCAGAACGUGGAGAAGGAGAAGAAUAUGCCUGGCUGUGUAAACAGCGGUGAGGACUACUUUGACAAGAACUUAGUGGAGCUCAUUUACAAAAGGAAAGAGAAGCUACGCAAAGAAAAAGAGGCGGCUGCUGCUGCUAAGCUGGCCCAAGAAACAGAGGAAGCUAAGAAACGGGCGAUCCAGCAGAGAAUAAAGGAAGCCAAAGAACGCCAUCAGUUGGAUCAAGGUGGGCAGCCUUUCUCGCACGGCCGAGCUUGGAACCCUCAAUAUUUCUCUAGGAAUAGUAACCAGCAGCAAGGCUUUAGCAGCCUCUUGAACAACAAGAGUGCCUCCUGGCAUGCUCAGGCACCUCCUAACUUCCAGAGGUGGGGGUCAGAUGACUGGCAAGGCAGUCGCUACCACUCACAGGACUGCAAUCCUAGUCGACUGCCCUGGCUCAGUAACCAAGGCAGCAGCUAUGGUUUUUACGGCAGGAAUAACCUUUCCCAAUUUCCAACAAAUAACCGAUCGUCUAGUUACAAUGGGUCCUCUCAAAUGUACCCGCCACCACCACAAUUUUUUGCCAGCCCUGUGAACAACCACCAAAAGAGUGUUGUCAAGAACCCAGGGCCCCAGAGUGAGGGGAAGCCGAUAGCCAAACCGAGCUUUGGCAGCAACCCAAAGCUGGACAAGACUUCUUACUCGUGUCCCUAUCCUGUCAGCAAAUCAGGAGACUUGCUACCCAGGAAAGGUGCCCAGUCAAAGCCAGUAGAACAAACCCCUAAAGGACCCCAAAAACAGGAAAAAGCAGCAGAACCACUCACCUCCACUGAGAAGGGAGUAAAGAAGAGGCUUGAAAAUAAAUACAGAAACGAUGGGCCUUCCAUCAGUAAUGAAGUACGUCCACAGCCUCAAGGAAUCAGGAACCUUUCUGUUGGAGCCCUGCCUUCACAACUAACACCGAAGGUUCCAGGAACCUCCAGGAAGUCCUCGUCCCUCCCUGAAAGGAAGAACUCUUUGGACUGCCCCCUGCUAGCGAAGACACUGCAUACUGAAGCGGAGCCGUGCAAGGAUCAGGUGAAUGUUCCCAUUACAGAGAACAAGGAAAACAGCUGCCAACAAAAUGCAUCUAAACCCAAAUCAGGCGAACCACCUAAAAAUUCUUCAUCUUGUGCAGCUAAAGAAAAGCUUGCAGCGUCCUCUACUGAGAGCAUCAAUUCCUUGCAGUCCCUGCAUGUCAGCACCUCUACCUCCAAGAAACUAAAGCCUGUAGCUUCAAAAUCCGAUGGCAAUGCAAAGGAUUCUCUCAACCAAACCUUUCUGGAAAAGGCCGCAACGGAAGCAAAAGACCACAGUUCAGAGGGCGAGGCCUCCAGAUUAGACAAAACCUGCCCAAAUGCGUCAAGCUUGUCUGAACUUGAACUGCCUCCCGUCCUGAAGCGCGACCUGACCAAGCGCAUCAGCAACAAGACGGGCAGCCACGAACCCAACCUCCACAUCGCCAGGCGUAUCCGUAACUUAAGCGAGUCACGACGGACCGACAGUGAAAAGGACUCCGGAAUAAAGCCAACUGUACGGCAGCUCAUCAGCUCCUCUGGAUUUCGACGGAAAGUUAACUGGGACCAGGUGUACCAGGAGGUGCGUAAGAAGCAGGACAAGGGAAAAGGAAUGCCCAGGUUCGGCAUUGAAAUGGUAUCAAACGAGGACCAGAGUCAGGAGGAGGAUGACAUGGCGAUGCUGGAGAACUUCCCAUGGGAUUCGCCGAUUGAGACUGCUCCUUCAGCGUCAUCACGCAAGCGCUCCCUCUCAGAGAGUAGCUUGGCCCCGCCUACUGAACGCUCGCCACAGGAGAUGCCGCGAAGAUCCUCAGUGGCCAAGGAGUGCGGUGGUGGGACUGAGAAAGAACAGAUUUUGAACCUCGCUGUGGAGGAAGCUCAAAAACAAGCAGAUAAGCUGAUGUCGGAGAAGGUCAAAGGUCUCCACGCGCUCGGAGGGAACAACUCCGGAGUCGAGCAGAUGGACGGACAGGGAACAGCAAAGAGGCGAAGAAGACCACGGGAUGUUUUGAACCUGGAUUCUUCAGUUGUGGAACAAGAUGCUAAAAGAAGAAAGACCAAAUCUAAAACAGAUCGCUUACACAUUGACCAACUUCUGGCCGUGUCUCUGCGGGAGGAGGAGCUGAGUCGCUCGCUGCAGUCUGUGGACACCAAACUGGUCCAAGCCCGGGCAGCCUUGGAGGCUGCUUACCUAGAAGUACAACGAGCAAUGGUGGUCAAACAGCAGAUUACCACAGAGAUGAGCGCACUCCGAGAAAAACGUAUUUCACUAUUAAAAGGGAUGCAAGCUGGCAAUACAGAUAUGGCAGAAAUCCCUCUGAUACAACCGAAAGAGGAGCCAACGGACACUACGGAAGUAGAACUGACCUCUUUGAAUCCGUCGUGUUCUCUUUCGAGUAACAUCGCUCCUGCACGCAGCACCUCAUCGCCACCUGCAGACUCAGGUGCCAUCGUCGUCAAGCAGGAGCCCCUGUCUCCCGUUCGGGUCAGCUGCGAAUCGGAACCCGAGGAGAAAUUAACAUACCCCGAGCCAAUGCUAAAAGUUGAAGAAGUGUGGAGUUUGUCUGGAUCGUUAGAGUGCACCGAAAAAGCUGUUCAGGCCACCUUUCAGGCCAGCUUCUUGCCCGACUCUAAAGCAGACGUGAAACCAGAGUCGCUCGCUGAUUGCGCCCCAUCUCCACCAUUGGAGACAUCCGGAGUGGUUAACGCCUCACCCGGUUCACCCCUGGAGUCCCGUGGCGGGAAACGAGUGAGGAAGCUGAAGAAGAGGAAGGUGCUGGAAAAGGCUCACGGAAGUGCGCUGCCCGAGAGCAGCGACACCGAGAUGGACACGAUGGGUGCUUCCAAGCCCAGGUGGCUCCGAACGCAGCGGAGGGCCAGCAGUGGCAGCGGUAGCACUCAAGUCAGCACGUCUUCGCUACCGCAAGGUUGCGACUUAAAGAUAAAGGAAGAAGCUGAGCCUCUCAAAAUGGAAGUAGAGGAAACGAUAGAGGUGCCCGCCACCUUCCAGCAGUCCUAUCCGGGAGCUCACAUCCCGCAAUCGUCCAGAAGCGAGCAGCCAAGCUUGGCCUGCAAUGAGGUCACCUCCACCAGCGACAUGGAUAUCUGUAGAUCAUCUGAGAGUGAAAUGUCACUUCCAAGGAUAUCAUGGAGCCCUUCCUGCACAUCGAUUGGCAUCUUCGAAGGCCACCAAGAGGCGGUGAAUGGCAUGCAGAUCCACGACGGGCUGCUGUACACGUGCUCAGGAGAUCGCACUGUCAAGGCCUUCGACCUGCUGAGUCGAAAGUGUGUUGCCGUCUUUUCUGGCCACACGUCCAAAGUAAGCUGUCUGUUGGUGUCGGCCGCCCUCUGCCUUCAGCACCGCCUGUACACGGGUUCCAGCGACCAGACCAUACGCUGCUACAGUCUUAAGACGCAGGAAUUAGAGCAGCAGUUCAAUUUGGCAGAUCGAGUCCUGUGCCUGCAUAACCGAUGGAAUUACCUCUACGCUGGGCUGGCCAAUGGCACUGUUGUUACCUUUGAUCUUACGAGCAACCAGCAGCGGGAUGUGUUUGAGUGCCACACCCCGCGAGCUGUCAGCUGCCUUGCUUCAUCGCACGAGGGCUCCCGACGUAUCUUGCUGGCGGGUUCUCACGACAGCACUAUCAGCGUAAGGGACGCUAAGACCGGGCUACUGCUUCGCACGCUGGAGGGACACACCAAGACCGUCCUUUGCAUGAAGGUUGUGAAUGACCUGGUGUUCAGCGGCUCCAGUGACCAAUGUGUCUAUGCGCACAACAUUCACAGUGGUGAGCUGCUGCGUGUCUAUGAGGGCCACAGUCACGCAGUUACCGUGGUGACGGUUGUUGGGAAAGUGAUGGUGACCGCCUGCCUGGACAAGAAAGUCCGUGUCUAUGACCUACAGUCUCGAGAACAGCUGCAGGUAUACACGGGCCAUUCGGACAUGGUGACAAGCAUGGUUGUGCACCAGAGCAAGAUCUACACCGGCUGCUACGAUGGCAGCGUGCAGACUUUUGAGUUCAACGUGACGCAAAACUACAAAUGCAAGUGGCACGGCUGCCCGCUGGUCUUUGGUGUCCUGGCGCACCUGCGGCAACAUGCGGUCGCCGACCACGCCACCAAUCAGCAGACGCUGCGAUGUCGCUGGAGGAGCUGCGAGGAGGUUUUCUGCACUCGCAACGGCUCCAAGCAGGCGAUGCUCGCACAUGUGCAGCAGCACGCUGACGAGGCCCAACCGGAGCCUUGA